Polypterus senegalus (gray bichir) is the source of this 3552-nucleotide messenger RNA. Its product is annotated as transcription factor Ovo-like 2. Lineage: Eukaryota; Metazoa; Chordata; Cladistia; Polypteriformes; Polypteridae. The record is from RefSeq and is a predicted model, not a curated record. The coding region runs from base 309 to 1073 and encodes 254 amino acids. Gene Ontology annotation, cellular component: nucleus. Gene Ontology annotation, molecular function: DNA-binding transcription factor activity, RNA polymerase II-specific; RNA polymerase II cis-regulatory region sequence-specific DNA binding. Gene Ontology annotation, biological process: epidermal cell differentiation; regulation of transcription by RNA polymerase II. The transcript has 4 exons.
AUUGGGCGGCUCCUCGUCUCACCUCGCCUCUCGGCUCCUCCAACCGGUCGGACAGGAACGCCUGUUGACACCGUUAUUUCCAGCGCACGCAUGCUCAUUUCUAAAUUUCCUGAAAGUAAUGCACUUGAGAAAAUGUGGCUCUUUUCAAAAACACGCGUUGAUGGAAUCACACCCUUCCAGCUGCCAAAAAAAUCGAGCAGGUAAACCCGCUGUGCUGUAGAGGUGUGUGCGCACCGCACUUCGGAGCGGCUCGAGGUGGGCUGCUUCCGGACAUUUACCUGCGGCCCGCGGCACGUCGGUGCUCCAGCAUGCCCAGAGCGUUUCUAGUGAAGCGAAGAAAACCUUCAGGCUCAGCAAAACCCUUGGAAGAGCCACAGGACAGUGCCUCUGCAGGUUCAUUAGGUGGCACAGAAGAUUCAGCCAAAGAUAAGCAACGCUUGACCAGACUCAUACCUAACUGGAACAAAAUAAAAACUCCAAAGCACUGCUUUUCCGGCACAGAUGAGUCACCAGCUGAUACGCCGUGUCUGAGGCCUGAAGUAAAACUCACGACAUCCAGGGUGGAAAUCCAGCUCACCACAGACUCCAGCACUUUAAAUGACCUUUACAAAUGUGUUUUAUGCAACAAAGUGCUCCGAAACCAGCGGAUGCUGAACCGUCACAUCAAGUCUCACAGCCAGUACAAGAAACACAUGUGCACCUUCUGUGGCAAAGGGUUUAAUGACACUUUUGACUUAAAAAGGCACACCAGGACUCACACAGGUGUCCGUCCUUACAAGUGUGAGAUUUGCUCCAAGGCGUUUACUCAGCGAUGCUCAUUGGAAGCGCACCUUCGGAAGAUCCAUGGGGCAGCUCUCCACUUUGCCUACAAGCAACGUAGAGACAAACUAUACAUCUGUGAAGAAUGCGGCUAUGCCACCCAUAGCCAAGAGGUCCUCCAUCUUCAUCUUCAAGACAAUCACCCAAGCAGCACAUUUCUGAGAAAAGCGUCGAAAAAAAUGGAAAUGACACUACAAAAGAAACAAGGAGAGGACCAAACUGAAAACAGUACUGCCGAUGAAGGAAGUCGUUAGAGUUGGCCUCUUGUCCCCCAAAUACAAGCAUCUUAGAGUCUGAUAUAAUGUAAAACAACCCGGUCAACACAUUUCAAGGUAAAUGUUGUCACCUGUCCUAAAGAGAAGGAUUUAAUGUGCCUUUGGGUUUUAGGUACACACUUAGAAAGUACUAAAAAUGGAAGUUGUGUAGAGUGUACUUUUGCCUUCAUUGUGUACGUUAGACCACCGUACUGAUUAGUGAUGAACAUUUAAACAAAAGCCUACCAGUAACUCAACUUAAUAUAGAUUUCUGCAAACAGAAACUAAAAUUGCUGACCUUGACAUAAAUUUAGCGCAGUUGUGAACAAACACAACACAGACCGGGUGCAGGCAGGCACUGCUUGUUUUUGGAUCCUAUCAGGAAAUGCAAAAUCUCCUUUGAGAUGAUGAUGAACCCUUUGGCUUGAUUCUGUUCCCAGGUCCAAAACAAAGGCUUGGCAGUGAAUUCUGAAUUCUUUUCAAAUAUCAGUGCUAAUAUGCACUGCUAUUUAGAUCACAAGAUCUCAUACCCAACUUACUUUAAGGUUUGGGGAUGACAUGGCCGCACAGUGGCUGGAGCUGCUGCCGGUUCUUCACAGGCACAGUGUUCUGGGUUUCAGUUUCAUGCCCAGCCCAUGUUCAGAGGCACAUUCUCACCGAGUUUCCCUCUGGGUACUUCACUUUUCCUCCCAAAUUCCCAAACACAUGCAAUUUAUGUUAAUUGGUAAAUCUAAUCUGGUAGGGCCAUUAGCAUGUGUGUGUAUGAGUGGAGUCUGAAAUGGACUGAUGUCCUAUCCAGCUCCAUUUUCUGUCUUGUGCCCAGUAUUGCCAAGAUACUGGAUAAAGUAGGUUUGGGAAUGGCUGACUGUCUGACUUUUAGCUUGGCUUGUUCAUUUGUUUGCUAAAAGGUAGCCCACUUCUAAUGAGCACACUCUAAUGUAAAUGACCACUGUUGAUAAACACAGUGCCUAUAAAAGUACUCACCCACUUGGAUCUUUUCACAUUUUAUUGUUAUACAACAUUGAGUCACAGUGGAUUUAAUUUGGCUUUUGUGACACUGAUCAUCAGAAAAUGACUCUUUAAUGUCAAAGUGAGACGAGAUCACUGCAAAGUGGUUCAAAUUACAAAGUAAUUACAAAUGUAAAACACAAAAUGAAUAAUUUCAGACAAUAGGUAUUCACCCUCAUCCGCUCAGUAUUCAGUAGAUUUACCUUUGGCACCCAUGCCAGCCUUGAGUCUGUGUGCUCAGGUCUCUCUCUGUCAGUUUUGCACAUCUGGACACUGCCAUUGUGCCCCUAUUCUUCUUGAUAGAAGUGCUCAGACUCUGUCAGGUGUCAUGGGGAUCAUGAGUGAGUAGCCUUUUUUUGGAUAAUGCUACAAAUUCUCAAAUGGAUUGACAUCUGCACUCUGUCUUGGCCCCUCCAGGACAUUAACACACUGUUUUUAAGUCCUUCCUGUGUAGCUUUAGCUUUGUGCUUGGGAUGGCUGUCUUGCUGGAAAACAAAUUUUCUCCCAAGGAGAAAGGUUUCUUGUAGAAAGUAUUGUUUUCCUCCAGGAGUUCAUUGUGGUUUUCUCAUCCAUUUUCCUCUUACAAGCCUUCCAGGGCCUGCUGCAGAGAAACAUCCCCACACCCUGAUGCUGACACUGCCAUGCUUCAAGGCGUGUUUUUGAUAGUGUUUGACUUAACUACAAAAAAAAGAUCAAAUUUGGUCUCAUCAAACUGUAGAACCUUCUUCCAAAUGACUUCAGAGUCUCUCAUGUGCCUUCUUGCCAACCCUAGCUGAGACGACGUGUGUUCUUUUCUCUAUGCCACUCUCCCAUAAAGCUGUAGUUGGCAUAUCACUUGGGUGACAGAUGUCUGCAUCUUGUAACUCCUUCAGAAUUCUCAGAGGUCUCUUGGUGGCCUUCCUCACAAGUCUUAUUCUUGCACAAUCAAUCCAGUUUUUGUUGAUGGCCUGCUCUCGAUAGAUUUACACCUGUGCCAUACUCUUUAUAUUUCUUAAUGGUUGAUUUAACUGGACUCUAAGGGAUAUUAAGUGACUUGGAUAUUUUCUUGUCUCCAUCCCCUGAUUUGUGCUUUGAAUCUCCUUUUCACAGAGUUGCUUGUUCUUUGGUCUUCAUUGUCUAGGUUAGACCACCAUAUUGACUCACCAAGUUCUCCCUUCCAUAUACAGGAGCAUUUCUACUAUAAUUGACUGAAACCCUUGACAGACUGUCUCUAUUAACUUAUUACUAUGACUUCUAUAGUCAACUGGUGUUGAUUUAGGUGUGUCAUAUUAAAAGUGGUGUAUACUUAUGUGGGUGAUUAUUUUGUGUUUUAUAACUAGCUGUGCUACCUGUCUCAGAUGGAUUGAACUCUAGGUAGUUAACACACACAUCGGAGUUAACAUUUGCAUUGCGCCAUUGAUUGUAUUUUUUUAAUGCCUGUAGUAAUAAAAUGCAUUUGUAUUUGUCAUUCCAACAGAUGGCGCAUCACAAA